AUGGAUCCGAACAUCUAUGCCCUAGUUUUAGAUACCCUAAACAGAGCAACAAGUCAGAAUACAGAAGUGUUAAAGCCGGCUGAGAAGAAGUUGCAAGAAUGGGAAGUGGAACCAGGAUUCUAUUCUGUUUUAUUGAAUGUUCUUUCAAACCAUUCUAUUGACAUAAAUGUAAGAUGGCUAGCAGUAAUGUGUUUCAAGAAUGGAGUAGAUCGUUACUGGCGCCGUAAUGCUCCGAAUGCUAUAACUGAUGAAGAGAAACAAAAGCUUAGGCUGGGAUUGCUUACUACUACAAUAUUGAGUGAACCUAUCGCACAAAUUGCAACACAACAGGCUGUUUUGAUUGCAAAAAUCGCUAGAUUUGACUGCCCUACAAACUGGCCAAGUCUGGUGCCAGACUUAAUUAGUGCACUAAAAGCGCCUCAACCACUGGUCCAACAUCGAUCUUUGUUGAUCUUCCAUCACGUUAUAAAGGCUUUAGCAUCUAAAAGACUUCUUGAAGAUAGGCGGACAUUCCAGGAACUAACGAUAUCAGUGUACUCCUUCAUAUUGAACCUAUGGCAUGAAAACACGGAAGUGUUCCUACGUCACAUCCAAGAAGGAGCUGCUACAGAACUGAUCACGGAGCAUCUGGAGAAGGCUUUACUUUGUCUGAGAAUAUUGAGGAAAUUAACAGUGUUUGGUUUCAAGAAGCCACAUGAGAGUCAAGAUGCUAUUGCUUUCUUGAAUGUGGUGUUCGACAGAGCCAAGACAAGUUUGGAAUGCAGAAAACUUCUAAAAGGCCGUGGUAUUUAUCCGCUGGAAUUAUGCGAGAAAUUCAUAAUUCACCUAACUAAAGUGGCAUUGGGUGUGUUAUGUUUCCAUCCCUUCUCAUACGUGCCCUUGAUACGUCCUUCUUUGGAAUUCGCUUUGUAUUACUGCUUCACGGAACAAGGAAUGGUGUUGACAUACGAAAGAUUUACCAUACAGUGCUUGAAUAUUGUGAAGGGUAUUUUGCAAUGUGUGGAAUAUAAGCUGCCCAAAGCAAAUGAGCCAGUCAAAGAGCCUUUGACGCUGGAGGCGCACGGCGUGAAGGCGAGCGUGCUGGACGGGCACACGGCGUGCCACAUGUGCCGCCACCUCGUGGCGCACCACUUCCAGCUCAGCGCCGACGACCUCGCGCUGUGGGACGCCGAGCCCGAGAGCUUCGCCACCGACGAGGCGGGCGAGUCCUGGAAGUACAGUCUCAGGCCCUGUACAGAAGCAGUGUUCAUGGAACUGUUCCACGAGUUCCGAGCAGUCCUGGCGCCGGAGCUGGUGCGGCUGCUGGCGUCGCUGCAGGAGAGCCACGUGUCGCCGGGCGACCUGCCGGCCAUAUUGAAGAAGGACGCCAUCUACAAUGCCGUUAGACUCGCCGGGUUUGAUUUGUAUGAUGAUGUUGAUUUUGACGAAUGGUUCACAAAUGUGUUAAGCCAAGAACUUAAAAUAAAAGACGACAACUAUAGAAUUAUUAGAAGAAGAGUAUGUCAGCUUAUUGGGCAAUGGUGCGGGGUGCGCGCUUCCCAGGCGCUGCGGCCGGCGAUGUACGCGGCGCUGCUGGAGCCGCUCGCGCGCGCCGGGGAGGACCCCGCCGUCAAGCUGGCGGCGGCCGAGGCGCUCCGCAGCACCAUAGACGACUUCAACUUCGAUGUGGAACAGUUUGCCCCCUUCGCCCCUCACGCAUUGUCGGCUCUUUACGAUCUGUUGGUGGAGUGCAGCGAGUGCGAGACGAAGAUGCACGUGCUGCACGUGAUCUCGUACGUGACGGAGCGCUGCGGCUGGGCGGUGCGCGGCGGCGCCGGCGCGCUCUUCGCCGCGCUGCCCGCGCUCUGCACGCACGCGCAGCACCACCACAUGCUGCGCGCCGCCGCGCUCGCCGCGCUCGUGCACCUCGUCAAGGCACUAGGCGAGUGCGCCCCCAACGUGCGCCCGUGGGUGCUGAACGUGAUCAACGAGUCGACCAAGCUGUCGGAGCCGGCGCACGUGUACUUGCUGGAGGACGCGCUGGAGCUGUGGCUCGCCGUGCUGGAGACGUCGCCCGCGGCCGACCCCGCUUUGUUGCAGCUCGCGCACAAUCUAUCUCCUAUAUUGGAACAAUCCACAGAGCACAUCCGUAUAGUAGUGUAUAUAAUGCAAGCGUACGCACUGCUCUGCCCCGAGGAGUUCUUCACGGGCGCGGGCGCCAAGUGUAUGGCGACGUUGGACGACAUGCUCAGCGAUAUGCGCACGGAGGGCGUCAUCACCGUUCUCAAGAUGGCCGAGAUAUGUAUCAGUGUAAGCUUUCCGGAGAGGAACGCUUUUUUGGGUGUCAAAGUUAUAUGGCCGACCUUGAUUAGGGUUAUUCACUGUCUCCUAGAAGGUGACGAUCUCCCCAUGGUCCUCGCGGUGCAGCUUUGCCUCUUAUCCCGCGUUAUCCUCCUAUCUUCCGACCUCUUCUACAAAGCGAUACAGGAGGCCUCGGCGGGACUCGCGGAGUACGACUCGGACCCCGCCAAGGUCCUCAGUAGAGUCCUCCAUGUAUGGACUGAGAGGAUGAACUUGGUCACUCAGGUUGAGAGGUGGAAGGUUGUUGGUCUUGGAUUAGCUGUGCUUCUAACGACACAAAAUGCCACAGUCCUCGAGCGCUUCCCCGCCAUAUUGCUGAACCUCACCGAGGUGCUCAAUGACGUCAUGAAAAUGGAAGAAUCUGGAAAUUAUGUUGAUGCGCUGGUGUCGCCGCCGGGGUCGCGGCCGGCGUCGCCGCUGGAGGGGCGCGGCGGCGCGGCGCGCUGGGGCGGCGCGGGGGGCGGCGUGGCGGGCGCGGGCGAGGAGGCGGCGAGCGCGCACGAGCAGCGCCGGCGCCGCGCCGCCGCCGCGCACCCCGCGCGCGCGCUCGACCUGCGCGCCGUCACGCACCACCAGCUAGAAACACUUAAAAGUCAAGUGGGACAAGAAACGUACGAGCGACUCUUACAGUCCACCGACAAGGCAACUCUGCAGCAGAUUAGAGAAUAUAUACCGCUC
Messenger RNA from Brenthis ino (lesser marbled fritillary), 3018 nucleotides. Lineage: Eukaryota; Metazoa; Arthropoda; Insecta; Lepidoptera; Nymphalidae. The record is from the annotation of a GenBank genome assembly.